Molecule: messenger RNA, 386 nt
Organism: Racocetra fulgida
Lineage: Eukaryota; Fungi; Glomeromycota; Glomeromycetes; Diversisporales; Gigasporaceae
Source: the annotation of a GenBank genome assembly
AAGAACAACGGAAUUUAGAAGAAAAUGAUAUAGAGAAUUUACAACAGGUUUUAAGUUUAGAAACUGCUAUAAAUAUAAGUGGGCUUGCUACUUAUAUUAAUGAUAAUGAAAUUGUUCCAACAGAAGAGUUUUUAGAUGAUGAACAAAUUAUUGAUCUUGCAACUCAAUCUGCAGAAUUUGAUAGUAGUUCAGGUGACGAAGAACUAGUUUUAAUAAGUCAUAAAGAGGGAUUAAAUGCUUUAACUACUUUUAUUGAUUAUUUUAAACAACAAGCGGAUGCAGAAUUUAAAGUUGAAGAUUUGUAUACUUUAAAAAAAUAUAAUAAUAUUGUUAGAAAAAAAUAUUCGAAAAAUAUGAAACAAAAAACUAUAGAAAAUUUUUUUUAA